Pneumocystis jirovecii RU7 is the source of this 213-nucleotide messenger RNA. RefSeq lists its product as uncharacterized. Lineage: Eukaryota; Fungi; Ascomycota; Pneumocystomycetes; Pneumocystales; Pneumocystaceae. The coding region runs from base 1 to 213 and encodes 70 amino acids. The record is from RefSeq and is a predicted model, not a curated record. The transcript has 2 exons.
AUGUCCGUAAUAAAGGUUGUAAAGUGUAUAUAUGCAACUCAGUCUGGAGAAUGGUACACUUUAGGGAUGAGAGAAGGAAGAGGAAAAAUACAGAAAAAUAAUAAAACACGUCUUUUAUGUCUUUUGUAUUUAAAGAGAUUUUGCCUAUAUUCAUGUGUGGUUUCGUGUGGACUUCGUGGACACAGAAUACGUGUGUAUCGAAGAAUCGACUAA